UGUUUGUCGACCUAUCGACUGGAAAGAUGAGUCUCUAAGUAUGCGAAAGAAACGCCACGAAGUCAUCGGAGGUUUCAAUGCCUUUCUUAGAGAACAGAAACGUCUGAAGACUGAUUCAUCAAAACUGUAUUUAAUUAAAUUUAAUACAAACGUCAAUAUUGUUUAUUCAGGCGAUAAUGUAAAAGACGUGCCCGACUUGAAACCAUCAAUGUAUACGCCAUGUGGUCGGACAGCCCUAUUUGAUGCCAUAUCUGAAGGCAUAUAUAUUGCUGACGAGGAUAUGGAUGACAGCGAAAAUGAGAAAGUAAUUUGUGUUAUCAUUACCGACGGCGAAGAAAACUGUUCAAAGGACACGACCAAAGACCAGGUUCGGCGACUUUUGGCUCAGUACGAGUCCAAAGGCAACUGGGCUUUCGUUUACAUCGGCAAAAACCCCGACCGUUGGACCAAAGAGGUCGGUAUGUCUGCGGCAAUGGGAAUCUCAUACAACUAUAAUGAACCGCGCAUUACAUUCAAACAUAUCUCUAAUACGGUCACCAAAUAUCGGGUCUCCAAAUAUAAACUUAARAAAACACUGUUUCAGAGAUUUGGAUUAAAAUGAUUUUAUUUGUUUUAUUUAUAUUAUWAGUUAUUUACCUUUAAAAUUGUGAUAAUAAGUUUGAAUACUAUA
Molecule: messenger RNA, 670 nt
Organism: Oppia nitens
Lineage: Eukaryota; Metazoa; Arthropoda; Arachnida; Sarcoptiformes; Oppiidae
Exons: 3
Coding region: 41-601 (186 amino acids)
Source: RefSeq, a predicted model, not a curated record